CCGAAGCUCCCGAAUGAAAAAGUUGGUUCCAUUCCAACUUCGAAGUCACGUGUCUUUUUCUAGCCUUCAUCCACCACACGCCAUUCGUCAAGUCACGUUAUUGGUUUCAAGCGGCUGACCGUUGAAACGUGACAAUUUCAUACUUGAUCGUUUUUCUUACAUUCAAUCCUCUUGCAUCACUGGUCAGAAGGACCCGAAGUGAGAAUAUGAAUCGAUUCGCUCAUUUCAUCGUCUGUUGAGAAAGUGAGAAGUGAGUGAGAAGUGAGACAGCACAGAAUGGCUUCCAGGCUGGACCGCUUGGUCACACUGCUGGAAUCUGGAAGUACCCAGCUCAUCCGUAAUACCGCUGCCCAACAGCUUGCCGAUGUCCAGAAACAACAUCCGGACGAGCUCUUCAACCUCCUCACCCGCAUCAUCCCCUACCUCCGCUCCAAGUCAUGGGACACUCGUAUUGCCGCCGCCAAAGCAAUUGGCGGGAUCGUUGAUAACGCCGACAAGUUCGACCCGAACGAGGAUGAUCCUCCUGCCAAGAAGGAAGAGAACGGCGCGUCGAACGGUCACGUCAAGAAAGAAGAGUCCCCUGAACGGAAUGGCGCUCUUACGCCAAACGAGGACCAACUGGACCUCGAUUCCCUGGAUGUCAUUGCCAUCCUCCGGAAAGGCAAGCCGCUCUUGAGCAGUGCUGGUAAGGAGUAUGACUAUAAAAUGGCAGCCAUGGAUCCGGCCGAUCGACUUGCCCACCAGAAAAGAAGCCUCACUGCACGCCUCGGGCUUGGUGGCCAGUACAUGGAAGAAGAGUUGGUCAGCGAGAUUGACUUCAAACUUCCCACACCUAGACUCGAUACCAACCUUUCCUCCAUCUCCAACGUGAGCGUGAAUUCCGCCACCGCUACCACGCCUGGGGAUCCUCAAACCCCAUCCGAUGAAACAGGCCUCAGCAAACGCCAACUCAACAUGCUCAAACGCAAGAACAAGCGCGACUUCAAAGCCCAGGGCAAUAAAGUCCGCAUCAUCGACCUGAACGCCUCGGGUCCUCGUCGUGGCAGCGUCGCCGACCCAACCCCCACGUCUACCCAUCCCUUCCCAAUCAAGACGGACUCCGACGCAUCCGACGAGAAAACCGGUCACUCCGACUACUUCUCCCUUGACCGCGGCCAACAGCGCGAUGACGAUUCCAAACUCGUCAAGGAAUUCAAAGGCGUCCCCACCGAAGAACACUCCGCACUGCAACCCAUCGCCGACGAAACCACCGGCCUCGAAUCCGAAUGGCCAUACGACCGUCUCUGCGAGCUUCUCACCGUCGAUCUCUUCGACCCCAACUGGGAAGUCCGCCACGGCGCCGCCAUGGGCCUCCGCGAAGUCGUCCGCGUGCAAGGGGGCGGCGCCGGCCGAAAACGAUGUCACUCGCGGAAACAGAACGAUCUCCUUAACAAGCGCUGGUUAGACGACCUGGCGUGUCGGCUCUGUGCCGUCUUCAUGCUCGACCGCUUUGGGGAUUACGUAUCAGACAAUGUCGUGGUGCCGGUCCGCGAGACGGCCGGCCAAUGCCUUGGCGCCCUGCUGCAGUACCUCCCCGCCGACGAGGUCAAGAAGGUGUACCGCGUGCUCCGCCGCCUCGUGGUCGCGGAGGAUGAACACGACGCCCGCGACGGGAAGGAGUCGGAGUGGUCCGAGCGCGCGUGGCAGCCGUGUCACGGGGGGAUGCUUGGCAUGCGAUACCUGGUGGCGGUGCGUGCCGACCUCCUCUUCCAGGAACCCGAGCUUCUCGACGGGGUGCUGUCGACCGUCAUGAAAGGCCUAGGUGAUGGCGACGACGACGUGCGCGCCGUCUCUGCCGCGACGCUCAUUCCGGUCGCGAAGGAAAUCGUGCAGCUGCGCGCCACCGCGCUGGAUGAGCUGAUUCAGAUCGUGUGGGACUGCCUGUCGAAUCUGAGCGAUGACCUCAGCGCCAGUACCGGAUCGGUGAUGGAUCUGCUCGCAAAGCUUUGUAGCUUCCCGGAGGUGCUGGCGGCAAUGCGGCAGAACGCGGCGCGGGACCCCACCCAGGCGUUCGCGCAGCUGGUGCCCCGGCUGUAUCCGUUCCUACGGCAUACAAUCACGAGCGUACGAUCGGCCGUGUUGAGAGCGUUGAUGACGUUCCUAGAAGUCGACGAGGGCGGCGACGGCGAGGUGGGGAAAGGAUGGAUUAAUGGAAAGGCACUCCGACUCGUGUUCCAGAACCUGCUGGUUGAGAAGAACGAGCCGGUGUUGCGGCUGAGCUUGCAGGUGUGGCGGAAGCUGUUGGAUACAAUUGUGGGAGAUGAGGAGGGGAGAGCGUAUUUCGCGGAGGAGUUCCGGUCGCACGUGGAGCCGUUGGUCACGUUGACGACCACCCCCGUCGGCGUGUCGAGACAUCCCAUCCCGAUGAAUCCGUCGUUGUUCCUUCGGCCAUCGGGCCAGACGUAUUCGUUGCCGGCCAAUCUGGAUGCUGGGCACAAGUACCCUCCUGGAAUGCCCAUGGAGCCGCCAAAGAAGCGAAGGCGAUCCGACAAGAAAAGCAUGGAAAGGGACACGUCGGUUUCCAGCUCGCACAAUGUGGAUGGACAUAUGAUGUCUGGCGAUGUCGACCUUGUGGGCGUCGAUGUUCUCGUUCGCUCGAAGAUCUAUUCAUCAACCGCCAUGGGCCUCGCUAUGGCUCUGUGGCCGUCGUCAUCGCGGGCGGAUGUCUUUGUCCCCAACAUUCUUCCGCGUCUGAAUUCUCUGCACUCCUCGACCCAACUCACCGCAAGCAUUCUCAUCGAAGAAUACUCCCGCGCUCUCACCACCGCUUCCACGUCAUUUACCGAAGAGGAUCCACUCCUCCCGACCCUCCACACCCCUCUCCUCCACCUCGUCGAUUCCGAACUCUCACCCCACUACGCCGACCUAACCUCCUACCUCCACAUCGUCCGCGCCCAAUGCCAGAACCUCACUAACACCUUCCGCGACAACGCGCACGUCCCCCCCGCCAAGCUCGCCAUCAUUCCCCCCGUCGUCAAGGGCGACGAGAACGCCCACGCCCAAUUCGCCUUCGGCAUCCAUGACGCCGAGAAGAUCGUCGGCCCGGACUUCGACCGCUUGAAAAAAGCUCUGACCCCCGCGCAGCGCGUCGGCGCGGCCAAGCUGCUCGACGACGCCCGUCAGGACGCGUUGAAGGCAAUCGACGAAGCCAAAGCGGUCAAGGAGCAACGCGACGUACGCAUCCGAUCAGCGGCCGCCGCUGCCCUCGUGGCGGCGAGCUUGUUGCCGAAGCGGCCGUCGUUGACGAUUAAAGCGCUGAUGGACAGUGUCAAACGGGAGGAGAACGGCGAGCUGCAGCGACGGAGCGCGGGCGCGGUGGCGCGGCUGGUGCAGCAGGUCGGUGCGACGGGCAAGCGGGCGAUCGUGGAGAAGGUGGUGGGCAACCUCGUCAAGUUCGCGUGCAUGGAGACCGCGGAGACGCCCGAGUUCCUCCCGAACAAGGGUGUCGGCGCAGGAAUUCUGAGCCUGCGGAAGGAAGAAGACAUCCGCGACCAUCCGGACGCCGCGCGGUUCGAGCGCGAGGCGAAGGCAGCAAAGAUCACCCGUCGUGGCGCGAAGGAGGCCCUGGAGCAAUUGGUCGUCAUGUUCGGCGCGGAUCUGUUCGACAAGCUCCCCGUGCUGCGGUCGCUGAUCGAAGACCCGGUGCGUCGCGCGUUUGGCGAGGUGGAGCUGCCAGGGGAGAUAUUCAGCGAUGACAGCACGUUCGGGCAGGAGGUCGUCGACGGCCUCUCGACGCUGCGUGCGCUCGUCCCGAAAUUCGACGCCGCGAACCUCGCGUUCGUGAAGGCGCUGUUCCCGCUCCUGUCGCGCGCGCUGCAAUGCAACCUCGCGGUGCUGCGGUACGCGGCGGCGAAGUGCUUCGCGACGAUCUGCAGCGUGAUGACGGUGGACGGGAUCACGACGCUGGUGGAGGAGGUGUUGCCGUGCUUGAACAACGCGUUGGACGUGCAUUGUCGGCAGGGGGCGAUUGAGUGUGUGUACCAUCUGAUCCACGUCAUGGAGGACGGGAUCCUGCCGUACGUGAUCUUCCUGAUCGUGCCGGUGCUGGGCCGCAUGAGCGAUUCGGACAACGACGUGCGGCUGAUCGCGACGACGACGUUCGCGCACCUCGUCAAACUCGUGCCGCUGGAGGCCGGCAUUCCCGAUCCGCCCGGACUGAGUGAGGAGUUGCUGAAGGGCCGGGAGCGCGAGCGGAAGUUCAUGGCGCAGAUGCUGGAUGCAAAGAAGGUGGAGCCUUUCGAGAUCCCCGUCGCCAUCAAGGCGGAGCUGCGCAGCUAUCAGCAGGAGGGCGUCAAUUGGCUGGCGUUUUUGAACCGAUAUCAUCUGCACGGCAUCCUGUGCGACGACAUGGGCCUAGGGAAGACGCUGCAGACGCUGUGCAUCGUCGCGAGCGAUCAUCAUCUGCGCGCGCAGGAGUUCGAGAAGACAGGGAGCUCGGACGUGCGCCGGUUGCCGAGCUUGAUCGUCUGUCCGCCGACGUUGUCAGGGCAUUGGCAGCAGGAGAUCCGGACUUACGCGCCGUUCUUGACGAGCGUGGCGUAUGUGGGGCCGCCGGCGGAGCGGGCAAAGGUGCGCGCCCAGCUGAAGGGCGUGGACAUCGUGAUCACAUCCUACGACAUCUGCCGGAACGACAGCGAGAUCCUGGCGCCGAUGAACUGGAACUAUUGCGUGCUGGACGAAGGGCAUUUGAUCAAGAACCCGCGCGCGAAGACGACGUUGGCGGUGAAGAGCCUGCUAAGCAACCAUAGGCUCAUCCUCUCCGGCACGCCGAUCCAGAACAACGUGCUGGAACUGUGGUCGCUCUUCGACUUCCUCAUGCCAGGGUUCCUCGGCACCGAGAAGGUGUUCCAGGAUCGCUUCGCCAAGCCCAUCGCGGCGUCCCGGUUCGCCAAAUCCUCCUCGAAAGAACAAGAAGCCGGCGCGCUCGCCAUCGAGGCGCUCCACAAGCAAGUCCUCCCGUUCCUCCUCCGGCGCCUCAAAGAAGAAGUCCUCAACGACCUUCCCCCCAAGAUCCUCCAAAACUACUACUGCGACCUCUCCGACCUGCAGCGGAAGCUCUUCGAGGACUUCUCCAAGAAGGAGAGCCGUGCCCUCACCGAGAGCGCCGGCCGCGCCGACAAGGACGCCAAGCAACACAUCUUCCAGGCCCUCCAGUACAUGCGCAAGCUCUGCAACUCCCCGGCCUUCGUCAUGACCGAGAAGCACAAGGCCUACGCCGCCACCCAAGGCUACCUCGCCAAGCACGGCACCUCCCUCCGCGACCCCGUGCACGCCCCCAAGCUCACUGCACUGCGUGACCUCCUCGUCGACUGCGGCAUCGGCGCGUCCGACGCCGCCCCCAAUGGCGCCAACCACGCCGCUAACGGCGCGAACGGCGACCUGCUCAUCAGCGGCGGCGACGCCGUCUCGCAGCACCGCGCCUUGAUCUUCUGCCAGAUGAAAGAAAUGCUCGACAUGGUGCAGAACGAGGUGCUCGCAAAGCUUCUCCCCUCCGUCACCUACAUGCGGCUGGACGGUAGCGUGGAGUCGUCGCGCCGCCAGGACAUCGUGAACAAGUUCAACGGCGACCCCAGCUACGACGUGCUGCUGCUGACGACGGCGGUGGGCGGGCUGGGGCUGAACCUGACGGGUGCCGAUACGGUCAUCUUCGUGGAGCACGAUUGGAACCCGCAGAAGGAUCUGCAGGCAAUGGAUCGGGCGCAUCGGAUUGGGCAGAAGAAGGUGGUGAAUGUGUAUCGGAUCGUGACGCGGGGAACGUUGGAGGAGAAGAUUUUGAACCUCCAACGCUUCAAAAUCGACGUCGCCUCCACCGUUGUCAACCAACAAAACGCCGGCCUCGCCACCAUGGAAACCGACCAGAUCCUCGACCUCUUCAACGUCUCCUCUAGCUCCGGCGAUGCGGCGCCGGCGCUCCCGGGGCCCGAAAACGGCGACAACGGACCCCCCGGAAUCACGGAGGAAGACGCAGUUGACGCGACGGGCGAGGUGCGGAAGGAUGGGAAGCGCGGGUACCUGGACGAGUUGGGAGAUCUGUGGGACGAGCGACAGUAUGAGGAGGAGUACGAUAUCAAUUCGUUCUUGGCGAGUAUGAAGGGCUGAGAUGGUGGGUGGGUCACGGCUCAUGACACGUCAUGAUGGGUUUUGUACGAU
Molecule: messenger RNA, 6189 nt
Organism: Eremomyces bilateralis CBS 781.70
Lineage: Eukaryota; Fungi; Ascomycota; Dothideomycetes; Eremomycetales; Eremomycetaceae
Product: putative TBP associated factor
Exons: 4
Coding region: 277-6138 (1953 amino acids)
Molecular function (GO): ATP binding; ATP-dependent chromatin remodeler activity; TBP-class protein binding
Source: RefSeq, a predicted model, not a curated record